This is a messenger RNA of Triticum turgidum subsp. durum (durum wheat), 762 nucleotides long. NCBI's taxonomy places the organism in Eukaryota, Viridiplantae, Streptophyta, Magnoliopsida, Poales, Poaceae. The record is from the annotation of a GenBank genome assembly.
AUGAGCAUGUCCAUGAUGCUUUCGCAGCAGAACUACGAGCGGCUGAGGGCGAGAUGGAGCUGGCCGCCCAUCUUGGAGCGAUCCGGAUCUGCAUCGAGACUGACUCACAGCUUCUCCAGCGGCCCUCACGCGGAAGGAGCCAAACUUCUCAGCAAAUGCCUCGGCCCUGGACGUCCUGAAGAUUCAAAUGAGGCUAUGAUUCUCAAAGGGAACAUGGCGAGGCUGGUGUCGUCUUCCCUCCUCAGGGGGCUCGCGCGGUCGUGCCGCGCGCCCAGCACGGCGACCGUGUCACGACCAGCUUUCCAACAGUUCAUGAACUACUCAUCAGGAAUCAGUGGUGAUUCUAACGUGAAUGGCGGCACAAGUGCAACACGAGUAACCGCUGAUACUGAUACACAUCAAGAUUUCCAGCCUACAAGCAAAGGUUCUGACAUGUCUUUGCAAGACAUCGUUGCUCAGGAUAUCAAGGAGAAUCCAGUCGUUAUCUUCAUGAAGGGUUAUCCUGAAGCUCCCAGGUGUGGAUUUAGUGCACUGGCAGUUAAGGUCCUCCAGCAAUAUGGCGUCUCUAUCACUGCCAGAGAUAUUCUGAGUAAUAUGAAGCUCAAGGAGAGUGUCAAAGCUUACUCUAACUGGCCUACCUUUCCGCAAAUAUUUAUCAACGGGGAGUUCGUUGGGGGCUCUGACAUCAUAUUAAGCAUGCACCAGGCAAGUGAACGGAUCAUCACUAUUUCAUUCAGCAUGUCUUCAGAAAGGGGAACUUAA